Messenger RNA from Penicillium paradoxum, 4080 nucleotides. RefSeq lists its product as uncharacterized. Gene Ontology annotation, biological process: nuclear migration involved in conjugation with cellular fusion; establishment of mitotic spindle orientation. The record is from RefSeq and is a predicted model, not a curated record. Lineage: Eukaryota; Fungi; Ascomycota; Eurotiomycetes; Eurotiales; Aspergillaceae. Bases 1 to 4080 code for a protein of 1359 amino acids. Gene Ontology annotation, cellular component: spindle pole body; microtubule associated complex; spindle. The transcript is spliced from 2 exons.
AUGUCUGGCCCAGCUUUAUCACCAGGCUCGGUGAUUGAGCUGCCCGAUGGAAGGCGAGCAACUGUGCGGUUCGUUGGCAUCACCCACUUCGCGGACGGAGAGUGGAUAGGCCUUGAAUUAGAUGAGCCCACCGGCAAAAACGAUGGUUCAGUUCAAGGUGAACGAUACUUUGAUUGUGAGCCAGGAUAUGGCAUGUUUGUCCGCCCAACAGUAGUUGGUAAGCUUAUCCAAGCUGAGCCGCAGAGUAAACAAACCACCAAACCGGCUACCAGUGCUGCAGGCAGCAAAGUGCAGGCUAAACCUGGGAUCUCCCCCGGUAUACGGAAGCAAACGGGUCUUGCCCCUACAGCAGUAAGACGACAGAGUACCAAUGCAGGCUCGACUCCUGCUCCGGGGCCGAGAGGUGCGGCCGCUCGCGCGUCAAUCCGAUCACCCACAAAGUCCCCAACGAAACAGCUUACAACGAUUGCCAGUCAUACUUCCCGCACCUCCGCAGUGGCCUCUAACCGACCUCGAAUAGCAUCUAACGCUAGAGGCUCUCUGGGUCCUUCUGCAACACAACCAGCAGCCUCUAGAGGCUCACGACCCUCGGUUUCCGGUCCGGCAACUCGAACAUCAAGACCAGGCUCCCAAAGCACUGUGACUUCAUCAACCACGGGGUUGACAAAGCGUUCUUCAUUACGGCAGGGAAGCAGUCCAAAAGCAUCAGAUGGAGGAGAAGCAGGCAUCAGCGGGCGGUCGGGAGAUCCAACCGAACCUGAAUCGCCUGACACUGAAGGAGAUGGCGUACAAGAUGGAACCCCUCCGCCGAAGGUGUCCCGACAGUCGAUGACUGCUACACGCCCAGUGGUCUCGCGUCCUGGUGCUCCUCUUUCUGCAUCCCAGCGCCAAGCUCAAAGCGGAGCAGUCCAACGUGAACUUGAAGAGCUUAAUGCCAAGCUCAAAAUCAUGGAGAAAAAACGCGCUGAUGACAAGGAGAAGCUCAAGAUUCUUGAGCAAAUUCAGACCGAACGUGACAAGUUUGAGACAAUAAUUCAGAAACUUCAAGCCAAGUACCAACCGCAGCAAAUGGAAGUCACCGAGCUGCGCAAAAAGCUCAAAGAAAUUGAGAUUCGUUCGGAUGACUUGGAGCGCAUGCAGGCAGAGCAUGACUCACUCAUGGAGAUGGCUACUCUGGACCGUGAAAUGGCAGAGGAGACAGCUGAGGCGUUCAAACAUGAGUGUGCAGCUCUACGAUCGAGAUUAGAUGAGGUCAAUCUGGAGGUAGAGGUUCUCCGAGCGGAGAAUGAGGAAUACAACAAUGAAACCACACCCGAAGACCGAACCAGUCACGGAUGGCUCCAGAUGGAAAAGACCAACGAACGUCUCCGAGAUGCUCUCAUUCGUUUGCGAGAUAUGACACAGCAGCAAGAGUUAGACCUUAAGGCUCAAAUUAAAGAGUUGGAAGACGAUCUCGAGGAAUACGCUACCAUCAAAUCCGAUUACGAGGCGGCAAAGGAGAGAAUCUUGGUCGCUGAGACCAAUGUGGAUGAUCUUAAGCAGCAGCUCGAAACAGCGCUGGGCGCCGAAGAAAUGAUUGAAGAACUGGCAGACAAAAAUAUGCGCUACCAGGACGAGAUCAAUGAGCUCAAAGCUGCCAUUGAGGAUUUGGAAUCUCUCAAGGAGAUCAGCGACGAGAUGGAGUACACACAUAUCGAAACCGAGAAGCAGCUUCAAGAAGAGCUAGAAUACCGGGAGGGUGUCUCCAACGACCAAUGCCGCAAAAUUAUACAACAAGACGAAGUCAUCGAAGACUUGGAAUAUACAUUGACUCGUUUCCGAGACUUGGUGACAACUCUGCAAGGUGACUUGGAUGACAUGCGCACAAACAAGCAAGUCUCGGAGGCCGAGACCACAGAAACUGCAAUGCGUCAUCGCCAAAUGCAGGAUUUAACUAUGAAACUACAGGCCAAUCAAUCGAAGGCUCUGACCAAAUCCAUUGAUCUCGAACUAAAUCGUAUGGAGUCCGAGCAAAAUGCACAGCACCUUUCGAUUGUCAAACUCUAUCUUCCAGAGUAUUUUGAAGGCGAAAAGAAUUCUGUCCAGGCCUUGCUUAGAUUCAAACGUGUUGGGUUCAAAGCCAAUGUCAUGAGCAGCACUCUUCAAGAAAAGGGAUCUGAACACUCAGUGGUCUCCAAUGAAGAACUUUUCCAGGCCCAUGCGGUUUUGGAAUAUCUUAUGUGGAUCUCAAAUGUGUGUGAUCGGUUUGUGAGCUACAUCACAGCCUGCUCACCUGAGCAAUUUGGAAACAUCAAGGUUGCAAUGUUCGAAAUGGAACCAGUCGAGCGCACUUUGAACUUCUGGAUCGAGCCUUUGAAAAAAGACGAAGUAAAUCUUGCAAAACUUGCUGUGGAAUUGCAGCGGUCGAUCGCUCUCCUUGCGCACCUUUCCGAGACCAUUCUUCCCUCCAGCCUAGAAAUGUUUGCUGAUGAGCUGUGUAUGCGCGGCCAUCUAUCCCAAUCUUACAUUGAGCAUGCAGCUGGUGCAAUCUCGCGGGUUAAGGUCAUCAUUAGCUCCAAAAUGGGUCCUGCCGAAGAAGGCGACGAGGAGAACAUGAUUGCUCUCAAUAAAUUAGAUGCCUUCGCCCCUCAGGCCCGAGGGUAUAAGGUGGCGAUGGGUAAAAUCAGCCGGUCUCUUGACGAUCUACGUUCAAGGUCACUUGCACUUCCAAAGGAUGCUGACGAGCCUUUCAAAAAGAUCGAGAAUGAAACCAAACAACUUUCAGAAUUUGCUCGAAAACUCGGAGAGAACUUAGUGGUCCUCACGAGCGACGAAGGUCGUACGAAACCAUUCAAGUCAGAAGAGAUUCUGAACUGUAUGUCCCAAGUCUCUGCAUCUUUCAUCUCAUCUGGCGAAACUUUGGAUGAGAACAACGACCCUAUCUCACUGCUCUUUACGAAGUUGCGAGAAAUUGGUGAUCAGUUUGAGGAGCUUGACUCCAUAUCCUCAGACUUCUCCCGCACAACAGAGUUUGAAAAAGGUGCAUUUCCCUGGAUUGCCCGUGCUGCGGAGUUGAAGUCAAACAAAAUGACAUCCCCUGAUGCGGAUGAAGAGAUUCGCCAAUUGCGAAAUGAGAUCCACGAGGCAUCAGCCGCGCUUGGAGUGAAGGACAAUACCCUUGACGAGCAAGGUUUGAAGAUUGAGCACCUUGAAUCGAGGAUGCGAGAGGCAAGCAAAAAGGCUGCCAUGGUCAAGGAACUCGAAGCCAAAAUUGAGGAGAUCCAGGCAGCAGGGACUGAGCUGGAGAAAACAGUUGAGCAACAAAAGAAGGAGCUACAGGUAGCCGAAGCUGAGCGAGACGAGUUCAUGGCUCGUCUUGAGCGAAUGAAACGCUUGUCCGGAAGCGCAGGCCUGGCGACCACAGGCAACGGUGCUGUCAUCGCCAGUGAGGCUUCUUUGGCUGCCUUGGACGAGAACGAAUCCCUCCGCGCUGAGGUUCAAAGCCUUCAAGCAGCCGUGCGUUUCCUACGUGAAGAGAACCGUCGUUCGAAUAUUCUCGAUCCAUACUCUGUACAGCGAUCUACUGAAAUGCACGCUUGGCUUGAUGCGCCACUCACGAGGGCUAAGCCAACGCCCGAUCAAGAGAAAAUCCAACGCACUGCUCUCGAAAGUCGCGACGUCAUGACGCAUCUCCUCAAAUUGACCAAAGAUUCCCGAGUAGCCGAUCUCAAGUCCACAAUGGCUAUCUCAGCCAACGGGGACAACGAUAGUGUCGGCCGGACUGCUUGGCGCCCAUCCAAGACCCGCCUCCGCUACCAGGUGCUACAACAGCGCGAAAACUUCGAGCACUGGGCCGAAUGGCGCGAUGAAAUCGUCAACCAUGAACGCGAACAGGACCGCCUGGUUGCCGCUAAACAGGAACGCGCAAUGCGUGAUCGAGUCUCUAGACAUGCCCAUAAAGCUUCGGUCGAAUUUCCUCAGGGCUUGGGUCAUGGCAUGAUGGGUCGCGCGUGGCAGAUUCUGGGGAUGCAGAAAAACCGCAAAACUGGCUCCACAAAUACACCCACUCUGGACGAUGUGGAGAUAGUAAACACGGAUUGA